AAAACCAAUACCUCUCUCUCUCUUCCCCCGGUUCUCUCACCUCUCUCUUUCUCUCACCUCAUCUCUCUCUCUCUCCAGCACUUCAAACUCCUCUGGUGCUUCCUCUCUCUCUAUCUCUCUCUCUAUUCCUGCUUAAAGUUCGGAUUUUUAAGAGCUCAUCGAAGCUCGACCCGACCCGGGAGAUGGAGUCGUCGCCGAACCACCAGGAGAGCUCGAGCCCGCCGUCGCUCCUCCCGUCGCCGACCAGCCACAGCGUCACCACCACCAGCAGCAGCAGCUCCAACACCAAUAGCCCAAGAACCGCCCCCUCGCCCAAGCCCCUGACCCGAUCCGAACCCGCCAACCCCUACCCGACCACCUUCGUCCAGGCCGAUACCUCCUCCUUCAAGCAGGUCGUCCAGAUGCUCACCGGAUCCCCCACCACCGCCUCCUCCGCCUCCGCCUCCGCCGCCGCCGCCGCCUCCAAGCCCGACCCGUCGCCGCCCUCCGCCUCCAAGAUCCACAACCCCCCCAUAAAGUCGAUGCCCAAGAAGUCGAGCUCCGGAUCCGGGUUCAAGCUCUACGAGCGCCGGAACUCCCUCAAGAACUUCAAGAUCAACCCGCUGGUCCCCUUCUCGGGCCAGGCCGGCCCCGGGUUCUCGCCGCGGAAGCCGGAGAUCCUCUCCCCGAGCAUUCUCGACUUCCCGUCCCUCGUCCUCAGCCCGGUGACCCCGCUGAUUCACGACCCGUUCAACCGAUCGUCGGCGGCGGCGGCGGCGGCAAAUUGCGCCCCCGACGAGAGGACCGAGAGCCCCAGCCUGGAUCCCGAGGCGGAGGAGCGGGCGAUUCGGGAGAAGGGUUUCUUCCUGCACCCGUCGCCGGCCACGACGCCCCGCGAGGCCGAGCCGCGGCUGCUGCCGCUGUUCCCGGUCUCCUCGCCGAGGGUCUCAGGUUCCUCUUCUCAUUGAAACGAGCUCGUGCGAAGUGAGAAACAAUCCGGGUGGGUUAAAAAUGAAAAAAGAUUUUUAAAUUUUGUGUAAGAAUUGUUAUAUGCUUUUGGUGGUAAAUUAGCUGUGAGGAAGAGGAUGAGGAUGAGGAUGCUGAAAUUUGUAACCAGAUUGUUUGGAAGAGAAAUUGAGAAGAAUUCUUGCUUCGA
Molecule: messenger RNA, 1135 nt
Organism: Eucalyptus grandis
Lineage: Eukaryota; Viridiplantae; Streptophyta; Magnoliopsida; Myrtales; Myrtaceae
Product: VQ motif-containing protein 4-like
Source: RefSeq, a predicted model, not a curated record